Messenger RNA from Diachasma alloeum, 5222 nucleotides. RefSeq names its product apoptosis-stimulating of p53 protein 2 (gene ASPP). The coding region runs from base 877 to 4269 and encodes 1130 amino acids. Gene Ontology annotation, cellular component: nucleus. The transcript is spliced from 11 exons. The record is from RefSeq and is a predicted model, not a curated record. NCBI's taxonomy places the organism in Eukaryota, Metazoa, Arthropoda, Insecta, Hymenoptera, Braconidae. Gene Ontology annotation, molecular function: p53 binding. Gene Ontology annotation, biological process: regulation of apoptotic process.
GCAGUUCGUCAAACAAUUUGACAAUUCGUUGUUGCCCGUGAUAAUUCAUAACACAACAGUAAUAAACCGCAAUUCCCCAAAUUUUAAUGACAAUUAUUCAAAAGAACGUAAAAUAAAAUUAAAUCCCAAUUUAUUUUUCCAAACUAAUUAAAUUCAAAGGCAAUAACUAGUGUUGAGGGAGGAGAGGAGAUAAAAUAAACAACUGUUAAAUUAAUGAUUUCGUAAUAGUGACAUUUCAUCCAGUGAAACUCAUGUUUUCGUCUGUAAUCUUCAUGUUAGAGCCAAUGAACAACGAAAUGACAUGACGCCUGGGGGAUUUCCCGGAGAAAUGCACGGUGACCUCCGGGUGCAGAAAGAAACUCACCCCCAACCCGGAGACCGAGAGACCUCCGACUGAAUAAAAAGAAAAAAAAACACCGGAAAAGUAUUCGAAUAGAGGGAUAAAAGUCAACCCAGCGGAAUAUUUCACGUUGAACAGUAGACGAAGUUAAGAACACGAGGGGGAGAGAAAAAAAUAGUGGAGAGGAAAACCGUGUGUGGAAAAGGAGUGGCCCCGAGCGGCCGUAAAAUCAACAGGUCUGUGUGUGUACGCUCCGUGAAAAGGCGCUGGGCGAAGUUUUAAUACUGCCGCCACCCUCUGCCCCUCGACGGCAUACGCAAGAGAAAGGAGACAGCGAGUAGAUUGCAAAAAGGGAAUUCCGCCCGAGAAACGAAUUUUCAAAGGAAUUAAUCCAGUGGAGGAAAAAAAAAGAGGAGGAAAUAUCGGUUAAUUCUCUGCUGGACCUCGGCACGGGGCGAUAUAGCCACGAAAUAUCGGAGGAUUGGACGCGGAGGAGGAUGUAGAGAAGUAAAGUGAGAGAUUGUAAAGCCAGAACGAUGCUAGCUUGCGUUUAUCCGGCGGAGAGCUUCAGGACGAAAGCCGUUACGGUGAAGCUGAAGCACGGUGGAAGGUCCAAGAAGAAAACAAAGUUGCUGUCGGUGAAGGAGAGACCCGGCAUCGCCAAGCCCGAUGUUCCUGUGACUCCUUUGACGAACAAUGAGUUACCAGUGGGCGGGGGUGGGGCCGUGCUGGUGCUCAGCGAACUCGAGAGCAUGGCAGCUAGGCAACAGCGAGAGAUUGCUCAGCAGAGACGUCUCCUUGAACAACGAGAAGCCCGGCUGGCCGUGCUUCGAGGCGCCCAGGAACCAGCACAGCAGGAAAGACUCGCCAGACUGCGUCAUCGGCUUGAUCAACAGCAGAGCAAGCUCAACAGGCUGAGAUUGCUCAGGUCACAGACUGAUCAAUCAAGAGCCAACAAUGCUACUCUGACUUCAGACCUGGACUGUAUAAGGGCCCUAUUCAAUGAAAAGGAGAAGGAACUCUCGCUGGCCGUGGCUAAGGUUGAAGAGCUGACGCGACAGCUCGAGGAGCUACGCGGCCGACACAAUGCUAAUGGUGGUGGUGGACAAGUACCAUCGGCAGCUAGUGCUGAACUUGAAAAAUUACGCAGGGAGCUGAUGUACCGAAAUAAAAUGAAUGAGCAGCAGAACCAGGUGGUAUCCCAACAACGGCUUGUGCUGGCACAACGACAAGCGGAAAUGGCAUCGAUUGACGCAAGGAUAGCCCAGCUGCAGGGAAGAUUACAGCGUAAACGAGCGCUGAAUCAGCGUCUACUCAGUCAGCAGUUGAACAAUCGCCAGUCUGGAACAACAAAUACCCCUGGAUUUGAGCCGACAACUAAGCAGCAGGACUUUACGAGUGCCCCAAAACUACGUCCAGCGGGUAAUGUCGCUGCUAUUGAGCCAUACAGUCACAUACCAAAUGACAGUGACUUCAAUUUGAACAAAAAUGAUCCGAAAUACCAGACACUACCGUACAAUACUAAAUUCACGGUAAAUCUCAAGCCCAUUGAGGACGAUGUUAAUAAGAAUAAUAUACAGCAUAGUCAGAGUGCAUCGCAGAUUGGACAGAGAUCGACGUUGCAGCAGUUGGGACAUCAAAUUGCACACAGCCAGUCUCAAUCACAUAUUCAAGGUCAAUCGCAACUGCUAGGACCAAGCCAGCCGCCGCAGUCUCCACAGCAGCCGCAGCAAAACAGUCCCCAGUACCCCACCUCCAACUUCCUCAUAAACUCUUCCAACAACAACAAUAACAACAACAACAACAAUAACAACAAUGCAGCCCCAACCUCGACCCCCUCGAACUUCCUCCAAGAGUCUCAGCCCCAGUUGACGAGGCACCAGACCCCCUCCAGCGUUCCCCAAAAGUCCCAACAGAGUACAACAAAUUCCCCGUCGAGCCAGGCCCCCCCAGACACCCGACAGUCCAUGACACAAGCCCACAAUCAUCGAAACCUCCAGAGCCACCAGAAGCCCGUCUCCUCCGUAGCCCCGAGUUUUCCAGUGAAAUCGCCAAUUUAUCAGACAUCAUCGAUAAAAAUCAAUCCAGUGAUGCCCCAGACACUGAGUUUAAUAGGCAGGGGUCACUCGGGCCCCCAGGGCUACAGCGACCGUUCCAACCAGCAAAACUCGAGUCCCCAGGGCCAACAGCAGUCUGGCGCAACGACAAACGACAACUAUCCCCCGAGGCACCAGGGCUACCAGGGACAAUUCAAUCAAAUCAAUCAGGGAUACAAAAAUUCAAAUUUCUCACAGCCACAGAACUCAAUUAAUGCCAAUUAUCCGGGUUACGCUGCGGGUAGUUACAAUCAGAUACAAAAUACAGACUGUCAGAACGAGAGGGUGAAGGGCGAUAAGUUCGAGGUAAAACACGAUAAUCAGAGAUUCGAGGUGCCCACCAAAUUGGAGGCGAAUCACAAGUUUGAGCAUGGAGGAUUGGCGGGGACGCAUCAGUAUGGCAAGCAUGAUCAUACGGGAUUGGGAAUGGUGAAGGGAGAUAAGGUGGACAGUUUGGGACAGAAGUAUGAGGGCAAUCAGGGUAAACACGAUCACGGGGUUAAGCUCGAGCCGCCGGUUAAGGGGGAGGGGGGCAAGGGGUUCGAGGGGGAGAGAAAGGGGAACUUUGGGGAGGGUAAGGAGGACAAGAUGAAGCCGGCGUUGCCGCCGAAACCUGUCAAACCGAAUCCACCACCGAGGCUGAACAACCAGGAUAAGGGGGAUGGCGGGGGAGAGACUGCGGGAGAUGCGAAAACCACAGUCGCCAGGCCUGAGAAGGAAGAGGAAGUGCCACCGAUUCCCACGAGCGAGCCUCCAGACUCGCCCAACGAAGCCCCAGUGACUGGUCACCAGAUAAUAAAAGCCCGCCCAUUGACCUUGAAGAAGGCCCUCCUGUCGGAGCAGCCCCGACUCCGAUAUGCCAAAUCAAAUGUUCACGUAUCGAUAAAUCGUAGAAUUGAGAUGCCCCCGGCAUUUCUAUUCCCAGAGACUGAAAUACCCGCUGAUCUUAUGCAAACUGAUCAACAACAAAAUACCCCAGAUGUAACGGAUCACAUAAGUCUUAAGCAGAUUAAUCACAGCCCUGAGGACACCAAUUGCAACGAGAAAUUGGAGGAUUCGGAUAUUGUUGAUGCACUCAAUGUCAUUAAUAUUGAGGAUAAACUGAAGAAGGAGGUCAAGUGCGAAGUGGAUACUGAGGGCAAGGGGAGUGAGGUGAUAAGGAGGAAAAAGGGCAAUUUGAAAUCCACAACGGGUAAGGCGAAUUUGUCGAGGCGGGUCUCCUUUGACCCACUCGCUUUGCUACUGGAUGCCAGUCUUGAGGGCGAACUUGAGCUCGUCAAGAAGACGGCCAAGGAGGUUGCCAAUCCUAGCUCAGCCAAUGACGAGGGAAUCACUGCACUGCACAAUGCCAUUUGUGCGGGACAUCUGGAGAUUGUCAAGUUCCUGGUGGAGUUCGGGUGCGAUGUCAAUGCCCAGGACAGCGAUGGAUGGACACCUCUGCAUUGUGCAGCGAGCUGCAAUAAUCUCGCUAUGGUGAGAUUUCUCGUGGAACAUGGAGCAUGCAUAUUCGCAACAACACUCUCCGAUCAUGAAACAGCGGCGGAGAAGUGCGAAGAGGAUGAGGAGGGAUUUGAUGGAUGCUCCGAGUACUUGUACAGUGUUCAGGAAAAGCUGGGCAUUAUGAAUAAUGGACAGGUGUUUGCAGUGUUCGAUUAUGACGCACAACAUAAUGACGAGCUGUCAAUGAAGAAUGGCGAUCAACUGGUUAUUCUGCGAAAGGGAGAUGACAAUGAACGAGAGUGGUGGUGGAGCAAGCUUGGGCACAGAGAGGGAUAUGUUCCGAGGAAUUUGUUAGGGCUGUAUCCAAGAGUACAACCAUCGAAGACAGAGUAGAAGCUGACAUAUCUGCAAGAGAUUGUUCUUUUUUCAUAAUAAACAAAGAAGAAAGAAAUUAAAAUGAAAAUGAGAACUUUUAUCACCACAGUAUUCAAUUUGCAGCUUUAUCUUAUUAGGUAUUCGUAAUAGGGUAUUUUUAAUGUUACAGAAAUAUUAUAUUAUUUAAAUCGUGCGUUAAAGCCGAAGUCAAAAUCCUGCAAUGUCAUUUUUUUUUAGAUGAAAAUGUAUUCUCUAUUUUAAUCUUCUUUCAAUCGACCGAUCAAAUUUAUUGAUACGCAUUUAUCACCUCUGCGGUACUUAAAUGUUUAUUGAAAAAUGAAAUUAUGUGAAGAAAUUGAUCUUUUUAGACAAUCGCUCAAUUUGUUUCACCUAAAUGGUUUAUGUUUAGAUGAAUUCAAAUUGUUAUUAUUUUUUAAUAAUUUUUAAUCCUCAAUUAUAUAUAUAUAUAUUUUUUUUGUUAAUCUCGAAUUUUUCUCAAUCCGAUGGAGAUCAAGUGCAGAGAGUUAUUCGGAUUUGGAAAAUAUUCAAUUCUCAUGAAUCUGUUUUCCAAGCUUGCCAAUAGAUAUUAUAAAUAUUGUAAAAUUUCAAGUUUUAAUUUUAGUCAGAUCGAUCGUCAAUGGUUUUAUCAGCAUUCAAGAAGGGAUAGAGCAAAUGAUAGAGAUAGAUGAAAUUCUAACGAUCGAUCAAACCGACUGUUUUUAAUUAAUGAAGGAUAAAAAACAAUAUGAGGCUCGAUCAAACGGCGUUUUAUGCCACUUUCAUUUUUAAUGUAGCUGUUAGGUUUCGAGAAUGUGCACAGAGCGCUGCCUCGCCAAAAAAUGUCGAAGGAAUUAUUAUUGAAUGGAUAUGAAUUGUCCCAAGAAUAUUAAAAAAUGUGUGCCUUUAAACGUAAUAAUGACUUUAUGUAAGAUUGCACGGUAUAUUGAAAAUAAUAAAUUGUUUUUUUGAUA